AUGAAUAACUUUGCGGAUUCGAUUUCUUCUUCUUCAUCUGAUGAUGAUGGUAGCUCUGAUGAAGAUGACUUGGUGUUGCACAUGUUGUUGUCUGCGACACGCAAAAGGGUGCAACAAAGAGGCGAAAGUUCAAAAAUCGAGAAGAGGCAUACAAUUUCCAUAGUUUGGGAUCGUAUGGCGGCACACGAGUUUUUGGUAUGUGAUUACUUUGCCCCUGAUAGUUUGUACGACCUAUCAAAAUUUGAAGACCGACUCCGUAUUAGUAGAAAUUUAUAUUUACGUAUAGUUAGAGAUUUGGAAAACAAUUAUGAGUUUUUCCAAUUGAGAUGGGAUGCAAGAGGUAAACGUGGUUUUAGUACAAUACAAAAAUUCACAGCAGCCCUUAGACAAUUGGCUUACGGCAUAGCCGCAAACGCGUCAGAUGAGUAUCUGAAAAUGUCUGAGAGGACUGGGCGAGAAUGUACUUAUCUUUUUUAUGAGUAUGUCAUAGAGCUUUAUGGUGACAUAUACUUGCGACAUCCAACUAGAAAUGAUAUCGAACAGUUGUAUGUCGCUCAUGAAGCUAAGCAUGGCUUACCAGGUGUAACAUCCCGAAUUCCCAGAGCAGAGGAUGAUUCCCUUCAGUCAAUCAGUACUCGUUUGGAUGGAAAGAAUUAUAUGUAUUGGAGUUACGUUAUGAAGAACUUCCUUCGUGGGAAGAAUAUGUGGGGCUAUGUUACUAGGACUAAAGCCAAACCCUCAGUGCCUCAAAUUGAGAAUUUUGAUAUGUUGCUUAAUGCUUGGGAGACUGGUAACUCCAAGGAUAUUACUUGGAUCAAUAACUCUGUUACUCAGUCCAUUGGUAUGCAGUUGGCUAAGUAUGACACAACAAAGGAAGUUUGGAAUCACUUGGAGACACUGUAUACUCAGUCCAAUUUUGCUAAACAAUACCAGUUGGAAUAUGAUAUUCGUGCCCUUCAACAGAGUGACCAGAGAAUUCAAGAUUUCUAUGCGUCUAUGUCUGAUCUUUGGGAUCAAUUGGCUCUUACUAAAUCUAAAGAGUUACAAGAUUUUAAGCCUUACAUUCCUAGGAGGGAAGAACAACGCUUGUGUCCAUUGUUAGUUAACAAGGGUAACUCUGGUCAACCUCAGUCAGGGCAACAAAAUAGGUCUGGUCAGCAGAAGUUUCAGUCGCGUUCAUCUGGUACUCCUCCAUGGACCCCUCGGUCUCCACAGUUUGUUGUUGUUGCUAUUCCACCAGUUGACACAGAAUCUGUUGGACAUAUGUCACCAUCUGCAUUGGAUCCCAAGGUGUUUGAGAGCUUUAGACAAUAUUUGGCUUCUAAUCCCACUGCCAUGUCUGCAUCUAUGUCUCAUUCUGGUCCUUCUUCAUCUGACACUUCAGUCAUUUAUGCAAGUCUGGAUCAACACACCCAGAAGGUGAUUGGGAUCGGCCGUAGGGUGGGGGAACUAUAUGUCUUGGAGGUCCUCAAAGUAUCUACUAUUGUUGCUUCCAGCACUGAUUUAUCUUCUUUUCGUUUGAGUCCUUUAUCACCUGAGUUUUAUCUUUGGCAUUCUCGUUUGGGACAUGUGUCUGUAUCACGUUUGAAUUUCUUAGCAUCUAGUGGUGUUUUGGGUCAUUUAAACUCUUGUGAUAUUUCUGAUUGUAGUGGUUGCAAACUAGCAAAAUUUUCUGGUUUACCCUUCAAUAAAAGUAUGUCUUGUUCUACUGCUCCUUUUGAUAUUAUUCAUUCUGAUGUGUGGGGUCCUGCACCAGUAUCCACAAAGGGUGGGUCAACCUAUUAUGUAUCUUUUAUAGAUGAUUAUACUCGAUAUACAUGGGUUUAUCUUAUGAAACGCAGAUCUGAUUUCUUUGAUAUUUACAACAAUUUUAGAGCUCUUGUUAAAACUCAACAUUCGGCUGUGAUUAAGUGCUUCAGGUGUGACUUAGGGGUGAAUAUAACUCUAAUGAUUUCCCUCAAUUACUUGCUUAUGAUGGUCCCUAGUGCCUUUUGGGGAGAAGCAGUCCUAACUGCUGUGUAUGUGAUUAAUCGUAUCCCUACUUCAUUGAAUUCAGGAAUAUCUCCUUUUGAGAAGUUAUAUGUUCAUUUACCAGACUACUAUUCCUUACGAGUUUUUGGAUGUACUUGUUUUGUUCUUCGUCCUCAUGUUGAAAGGAACAAGUUGGGGCCGAAAUUUGCUAUUUGUGUAUUUUUGGGGUAUGGUAUUGGUCAGAAAGGAUACCGUUGCUACGAUCCUGUGAGUCAGAAGUUAUAUGUUUCCCGACACGUUAUUUUUUUGGAACAUAUUCCUUUCUACUCGAUUCCUGCUACAACCCACAAUGUAACAAAGUCUGAUCUUCUGCGUAUUGAUCCUUUUAAUGAAGAUAUAGAGGCUCAAGACUCAUCUACGCCACAUGAUCCCUCAACACAUGAAACACCCGCUUCUUUAGAGGGUGCCUCGACUCCACCAGUUCUUGAGCUUGAUCCUCCGAUUAUUGAAGUUGAGGAUCCACCUCCACCACCACCCCCCAGGAGAUCUUCUCGUCUUGUCAAGUCCACCAAGCUACCAGAUUUUUCUUACUCUACAUAUUCAGGACCAUUUGCUUCAUUUAUAGCAAGCAUCCAUCAUCUGUAUGAACCUGAAUCAUAUAGAGAAGUUGUUUCAGAUCCUCUUUGGCUGAAUGCUAUGGCUAAAGAACUCAUUGCUCUUCAUCAGACUCAUACAUAG
Molecule: messenger RNA, 2709 nt
Organism: Lactuca sativa (garden lettuce)
Lineage: Eukaryota; Viridiplantae; Streptophyta; Magnoliopsida; Asterales; Asteraceae
Source: RefSeq, a predicted model, not a curated record